UGUAAUCAUCUGUAAUCUUUCUUAGUUUUCGCUCAUAAACAUUGUUACAAUCACUACAUUCCAGAGCAUUUGUCUAGAAUAAUUAUGUCUGAAGAAACCUCCGAUAGUGAAAGCCAAGACAUACAACAGCACAAUGAAACGGCUAAGGCUCUAUCCGCCGGAUUGCUACAGAUUUACGAACCUAAACUUAAGGAGGUGAAAGAAAACCUGAAGGAACUGAUAAACAAGCAAAAUGACCUACAGAUUGCAAUGACCAGCGAAAAAAAUGCCUUCACCAGUCAGCAAAUGCAAGAAGUGAAUGAAAUGGUGCUGAAAGCUAAAUCUUGCAAAGAUAGUGUAACAAGGCUUCGAACGCAGAUGCAUCAAAUUCAUCUACGAACGAAAAAUCUCAGGGCAAAAGCGUUGGAAAUGCAGGAACUAAAGGUGAACCAAUGUGCAACGAAACUGCAGCAGCUACACUACGAAGAAUCGUUGGUGGCCAAUAGCAAAAGAACCCCGCGCAAAACAUGAUCCUCUGCCCUCCGUCGCAAUAGUCGGGUGCAAAAGUAAGAGCGCAAAAUAAUUCGAAUGAAUCGUGACAAACAAAAAAAAACAAUGAAACGGGGAACCAAUAGUGAGAGCUGUAAGAAAGAACACGCAACUGUACGAUGUAGCAACUGCAUCUGAAGUGUAUACCGUGCCUGAAGGAACCGUGUGGCCCGUGGUCGGAGACCGUGUGUGCCCCCGCCACCAUGUUGCCAAACCCAAACCAGACAAGUCAAAUAUUUCAUCUUCCGUAAUAGGAUUUUAUUUCCUGUUGUGUGCUGUUCAGUAUAACGUAACGAAGACUUUAUCAAAUAAAUCAACACAAUCAA
This is a messenger RNA of Anopheles nili, 854 nucleotides long. RefSeq names its product biogenesis of lysosome-related organelles complex 1 subunit 6 (gene Pldn). Bases 85 to 510 code for a protein of 141 amino acids. The transcript is spliced from 5 exons. Gene Ontology annotation, biological process: intracellular transport. Gene Ontology annotation, cellular component: transport vesicle; extrinsic component of membrane; BLOC-1 complex. NCBI's taxonomy places the organism in Eukaryota, Metazoa, Arthropoda, Insecta, Diptera, Culicidae. The record is from RefSeq and is a predicted model, not a curated record.